AUGCCGCUGGUGAAGCGGAUCAUCGAACCCAGAUAUUUGUGUCGCGGCACUCUGCCUGAUGGGGUCGCCAGUGAGCUGGAGUGUGUCACCAACAGUACCUUGGCCGCUGUCAUCAAACAGCUUGGAGGACUGAGUCGUCAUGCGGAGGACAUCUUCGGUGAGCUGUUCACGGAGGCCAACAGUUUCUACCUGAGGAUGAACAGCCUGCAGGAGAGGGUGGACCUGCUGGCAGUGAAGGUCACACAGCUGGACUCCACCGUGGAGGAAGUGUCGCUGCAGGACAUCAACAUGAGGAAGGCUUUCAGGAGCAGUACCAUUCAGGACCAGCAGGUGGUGUCAAGGAGCUCCAUCCUCAACCCGGUGCUGGAGAUGUACCAAUGCUGCGACAAACCACCCCCCCUCAACAUCCUGACACCCUACAGGGACGAUAAGAAGGACGGUCUGAAGUUCUACACCGACCCGUCGUACUUCUUCAACCUGUGGAAGGAAAAGAUGCUGCAGGCCACGGAGAACAAACGCAAGGAGAAGAGACGACAGAAGGAGCAGAAACACGUGGAGGAGUCUUCAGGACGGGAGGUGAAGAAGGUUCGAAAAGCUCGUAACAGGCGGCAGGAGUGGAACCUGAUGGCCUACGACAAAGAGCUCCGCCCAGACGCUCGAGUGACUCCGUCACCUUACCACACCUCCGACGGCUCAAUGUCACCUGACAGGUCAGGGAUGUCAGACGACCCCUCCUACCCUGCCAGCCCCCACCACCAUGACACCCAGGGGCAUGAUGGGAAGGAUCACGCCACCGUGCCGACCGGUGGGAGCGGUCAGACUCAGUCAUUGGACCGCGCUCUCCGACCCACCUCUGCGUCCUCUGCAGUCACCGCGGCGACCAUCCGCCAGCACUCUCUGGGACGCAACCAGCCGCAUCAUCACCACCACCACCCGUUACCUCUCACCGGCUCAGCCAAUCAGAACGGAGCACGGUCCAAUGCCGCCAAGGAAGCCAAUGACCAUCAGAUCCCUCCAGCCCCUCCGCCACCCCCCCCUCUCAUGCCAUCAGCAGGACAGAUGGGAUUCGCCAACAGCUCCACCCACGCUACUGCCAUGGCAACACCAUUGCACCCUGCAGCCGCUCCAGGUAACCAAGGUGGAGCGGCCGCCCUCUCCCGCCCUUACAGCCCCUCACCUCCCCCGCCACCCCCAGCUAACUAUGUCCCCUCCCCCUCCCGGCCUGGAGGCCAGGCCCCUCCCUCGGCCGCUGCUGCGCCCCCGUUGCCCCCUGUGACGGACGGCAGGAAGCCUCCCGGUGGACCGAACGUCCCGAUGAACGACGCCCGCAGCGACCUGCUGGCUGCCAUACGCAGAGGGAUCCAGCUGAGGAAGGUUCAGGAGCAGCGUGAGCAGGAAGAGGCCAAGAAACGAGAGCCCACAGGAAACGAUGUCGCCACCAUCCUUUCACGCCGCAUUGCUGUUGAGUACAGCGAAUCAGAGGAGGAGUCCGAACCUGAAGACCAGGAGUGGUCUGACUGA
Molecule: messenger RNA, 1521 nt
Organism: Toxotes jaculatrix (banded archerfish)
Lineage: Eukaryota; Metazoa; Chordata; Actinopteri; Toxotidae
Product: wiskott-Aldrich syndrome protein family member 3-like
Exons: 10
Coding region: 1-1521 (506 amino acids)
Biological process (GO): actin cytoskeleton organization; positive regulation of Arp2/3 complex-mediated actin nucleation
Cellular component (GO): cytoskeleton
Molecular function (GO): Arp2/3 complex binding; protein kinase A regulatory subunit binding; actin binding
Source: RefSeq, a predicted model, not a curated record